Messenger RNA from Rotaria sordida, 1083 nucleotides. The record is from the annotation of a GenBank genome assembly. Lineage: Eukaryota; Metazoa; Rotifera; Eurotatoria; Philodinida; Philodinidae.
AUGGGUGACUACUCGAAAGCACUUGAAUUUUAUGAAAAAUCACAUCAAAUCUACGAAAAAGCUCUGCCUCCGAAUCACCCUCAUUUGCCUAUUUCCUACAACAACAUCGGUCAAGUGUAUAACAAAAUGGGUAACUACUCGAAAGCACUUGAACUUUACGAAAAAGCACAUAAAAUCUUUGAAAAUGCUCUGCCUUCAAAUCAUUCCCAUUUGGCUAUUUCCUACGGCAACAUCGGUGGAGUGUAUAACGACAUGGGUGACUACUCGAAAGCACUUGAAUUUUACGAAAAAUCACAUAAAAUCUACGAAAAAGCUCUGCCUCCAAAUCAUCCCGAUUUGGCUACUUCCCACAACAACAUCGGUCUCGUGUAUAACAACAUGGGUGACUAUUUGAAAGCACUUGAAUUUUAUGAAAAAUCACAUCAAAUAAGAGAAAAAGCUCUGCCUCCGAAUCACCCUCAUUUGGCUGGUAGUCACUUGAAUUUCGCAGCAUGUUACGAAAGAAUGGGUGAUUACGCCGCAGCUCUUAAGGCUCUUCGAAGUGCUUUUCAAAUUCAACAACAAGCAUUUCAAGAAGGUAAUCCAGCUUUUGCUUCAACAUAUAAUUGGUUCGGAAGAGUUUAUCGCAAUCUAAAAACGUUUCCUGAAAAACAUCCCUAUCAGGCUGUUACUUAUAGUAAUAUUGGUGAUGUUCAUCGAUUAAUGAGUAAUUAUGAAAAGGCACUUGCAUUUCAUCAAAAAGCAUUAAAUAUUCAAGAAAAUGUUCACUGUAAUCCUCUGGAAUGUGCAACGACAUAUAUAAAUUUAGGUGAAACUUAUCGUGAAAUGAAAAAUUAUUCAACAGCAUUGACAUAUUUCGAAAAAGGAUUAGAAAUACGUGAGAAGAAAUUACCAAAAAAUCAUCCUCAUUUAGCUGUAGUUUUUCAUAAUAUGGCAAAAUUAUAUUUAUCUACUCGACAAUAUAAUAUGGCAAUGAAAAAUACUCAACAAGCAGUUGAAAUAGCUCAAGAAAAAUUACCUUCAACUCAUCCUCAUUUUUUGGAAUAUAAAGAAACAUUUGAAAAAAUUCGAAAGAAAAUGUAA